Linum trigynum is the source of this 892-nucleotide messenger RNA. The record is from the annotation of a GenBank genome assembly. Lineage: Eukaryota; Viridiplantae; Streptophyta; Magnoliopsida; Malpighiales; Linaceae.
UUAGGCCAAUAUCGCCGGAAGAAGUAAGGGCAGAUCAGCGGCAGAUGGAAGCUAAUCAACGACGAUCGAAGAGGGAAGCUCUUGGAGAAGGGUCUGAGGAUCCUCGCAGAAGUAAUAGCAUUCUUCAGAAGCUGAUGCUUAUGGGGUACAAGAAGCCCAGGGCUCCUUGUCGACGAAGACCCUGUUCAACGGCGACGAAACAGGGCAAGAGAGAGGUGGAAUUGGUUGGGGCGAUCUGCGAAGAGUCGAGCCUUGCCGAAACUGAGGAUACGUUCCAAAUUUCCCAGGAAGCUCGUAUGCACCCUCCAUUGGGACGACAAUACCUGAAUCGCUAAAUCCAAUUCGACCCAAAAGUGCUCUGGAAAGGGAAAAAUUUGAAGGAAAUUUGAGCUUAUUGGGUGGACUCAUUGGCGGUGAUUCGAUCCAAACGGCAAAUGCAGAAUCAAUCAUUAUCAACCCAAGAAGUUGUACAAAUGAAUCAAUUCGACUGGAAGUGCCUGAAUUAGAAACCCCCAAAUCUGAAUUACAGUUCCUAGGUUCGACGAGUUCAAACUUCGACAGUGGCGGGAAAUUGGGAAGUCGUGAUUCGACGGCGAACACAAUGAGUCGAAGGCCAACACCGGUCCAGAACUUCAAUUAGAAGUCAGGCGAAGCUAAUGGUGACCAUGAAUUGUGUUGUAGAUCCCUGAGGAAGAAAGCCCCAAUCUCGAAUCUGAAGAACAUUGCCAAGGUUGGCCAGAACUCUCAGUGUCAGCUACUAUCUUACGAUCCAAUUUAGGAGCGAUUAUGUGAUGAAUAUGAGAUCGGAAGGCCAAAGAUUUGAGGUCAAAGCUUUUUUUAUGGGGGAGGACUGAUAUGAUCUCAAUUUGGGCAUUAAAACGACUGGAAUUGA